Arabidopsis arenosa is the source of this 2058-nucleotide messenger RNA. Lineage: Eukaryota; Viridiplantae; Streptophyta; Magnoliopsida; Brassicales; Brassicaceae. The record is from the annotation of a GenBank genome assembly.
AUCAUCCCACUGUUUCCCCCCUUUCCCACCAAUUUCUUCCAGCUUUUGGGCCUUUGCAAACCCAUUUGAAUCUUUCAACAUAAAAUUAAAUUAGGGUUUAUAGAAGAUUUAUGAUCAUUACCAAACACAAAAGAGAUAUAAACUUAGUGCUUCAAUUAGGAGCAGCUCUUACUGUGUCCUUUGCCGCAUUUCUCUUUUCUCGAUUUAGAAAGAAAACAAAAAGAAUUGGACCUACUUUGCCUCCUCUUCGACCUCAAUCUUCUGAUAAUGGAUACAGAGAUUGUUCUAAUCAAUCCAUUGAUAGAGGAGAUGCGGGCACGCAGAAUACUGAUGAAGAGACUUUGAUCGGUUUUUCGCCACGAAGGGAAUGUGAUCUUGAUGAAGAAGAUGUGUUUCUUUUACCGGAGUUCGAAGAGGAAGCUAAAAAGUUAGAUUUGUUGGUUUGUGAUGAGUGUGAAACACCGAGGUCGGAUAUAACUGCUCCUUUAGCAUUUCCGAGCGAAGAGGAAGCUGAUCAUGAGAAUGAGAUUAAACGGUUGAGAAACACGGUGAGAGCGCUGCGUGAGAGAGAGAGAUGUCUUGAGGAUAAGUUGUUGGAAUACUACAGCCUUAAGGAGCAGCAAAAGAUUGCAAUGGAACUGAGAAGUAGAUUGAAACUAAACCAGAUGGAGACUAAAGUUUUCAAUUUUAAGAUCAAGUCGUUGCAAGCCGAGAACGAGAAGCUUAAGGCUCAAUGUUCUGAGCAUUCGAAAGUUGUGUUGGAGCUGGAAAAGGCUAAGUCAGAGGUUCAAGUGCUUAAGAAGAAACUGAACAUCAAUACCCAACAACACGUAGCGCAGAUCUUGUCACUUAAACAACGAGUGGCGAAGCUGCAAGAAGAAGAAAUCAAGGCUGUUUUACCUGAUCUGGAAGCUGAUAAGAUGAUGCAGAGGUUAAGGGAUUUGGAAGGGGAGAUCAACGCGCUUACGGAUUCCAACAUGAGAUUACAGUUUGAGAAUUUUGAACUUUCUGAGAAGCUGGAGUCUGUUCAAAUCAUAGCAAAUUCAAAGCUUGAGGACCCUGAAGAGAUUGAGACAUUACGCGAAGAAUGUAACCGACUGAAGAGUGAAAAUGAAGAGUUAAAGAAGGAAGUCGAGCAGCUUCAAGAUGAUCGAUGCACUGACCUCGAGCAGCUCGUUUAUCUCAGAUGGAUAAAUGCUUGCUUAAGAUAUGAGCUACGGACUUAUCAGCCUCCGGCGGGUAAAACCGUUGCUAGGGAUCUUAGUACUACUCUAAGUCCCAAAUCAGAAGAGAAAGCUAAACAGCUGAUCCUCGAGUACGCACAUAGCGAAGGGCACGAGGAAGAUAAUACCGAUUAUGAUCGAUGGUCAUCUUCGCAGGAAGAGUCAUCAAUGAUCACUGACUCAAUGUUUUUAGAUGAUUCUUCUGUCGACACUUUGUUUGCGACGAAAACAAAAAAGUCAGGAAAGAAGAAGCUGAUGCAUAAGUUAAUGAAGAUCUUACACGGUAAAGAUACUCAAGACCGCAAGAAGAGAGCUGGUUCAUCGGAACCGAGCAGCUCAAGCACAGGUGUUCAUUCAACUCCUAGGAAGCUUAGAUCAACGCAUUCAAUGGACUUCCAAAUGUUGAUGCGUGGGAAAGACGAAGAAGAAGACUUCAAGAAUCACAUCGGGAUGCUGCGUCGAAAGAGCGAAGCAGCGGGUUCUUCCACCUAUGGAGAAGAACACUGUUUAGAAUCAGAUCAAAACGGGAAGAAAGAGCUGAUUAAAUUCGCAGAUGCGCUUACGAAAUCUCGUUCCACAAAGAAACUGCAUAAGAAAUCUGUGUCGUUCUUUUUCUGAAAGUAAGUAGAAACACUUAACUUACUUGUAACUGUAACACGCAUUGCCUAAAGCUACAGAUAUGUGUGUAUAAUAGAUAUAGCUCAAAGUUUGUAAAUUUGUGAACCAAAACAUAAGAUUAGUGUGGCGAGAAAGUUUGGGAGAUAUCAUCACUUGCUGAGUGAGAAGCAUUGGACAAUGGCUUAAUCUUAGGAGAAAAUAAGAACUUUUAACAUAG